CCAAGACCUUCCCGCCCAGAGCCAGAGGCGGAGAAAGAGGAGAUCCGUCGAUCGGCGACGGAGAUGGUCAAGUUUCUGAAGGCUAACAAAGCGGUGAUCGUCCUCCAGGGGCGGUUCGCCGGGCGGAAGGCGGUGAUCGUGCGGGCCUUCGACGAGGGCACCCGCGACCGCCCCUACGGGCACUGCCUCGUCGCCGGCGUCGCCAAGUACCCCAAGAAGGUCAUCCGCAAGGACUCGGCCAAGAAGACCGCCAAGAAGUCCCGCGUCAAGGCCUUCUUGAAGCUGGUCAACUACAGCCAUCUCAUGCCCACCCGCUACACCCUCGACGUCGACCUCAAGGACGUCGUCACCCUCGACGCCCUCCAGACCCGGGACCGCAAGGUGGCCGCCUGCAAGGAGACCAAGGCCCGCUUCGAGGAGCGCUUCAAGACCGGCAAGAACCGGUGGUUCUUCUCCAAGCUCCGGUUCUAGAUCACCAGCGGCUAGGGUCCAUAAUUUUUUUCUUAUGAAUUUUGUCUUUUCAAAAAGUUUGUUUUUUGAUGGGUUUGGAUCCAUCGUCCUCAUUGGUCUAGUAUUAAUCUGCCUUAUUUUCUUUUCCAAUUUUGGUAGAUUGUCAUUUUUGGAAUUUUAAUUGCUGUUUUGUUGGA
Phoenix dactylifera (date palm) is the source of this 647-nucleotide messenger RNA. RefSeq names its product large ribosomal subunit protein eL27x. NCBI's taxonomy places the organism in Eukaryota, Viridiplantae, Streptophyta, Magnoliopsida, Arecales, Arecaceae. The record is from RefSeq and is a predicted model, not a curated record. Gene Ontology annotation, molecular function: structural constituent of ribosome. Gene Ontology annotation, biological process: translation. Gene Ontology annotation, cellular component: ribosome.